AUGUGGAUUGUCACCAAAAUCGCCGAUCUGGUGCAGCUCAAGCCCCAAGACUUCUACAAGACCAGUCUUGAAGCCAUCGAGGACAAGAUCAAUGAGAAAUAUGCCAACAAAGUCAUUCCAAACAUCGGCCUCUGCGUCUGCGUAUGGGACAUCACCGAUGCCUCAGAAGGUCUGAUAGGACAAUACGAUGAACCUGCUCGAGUCGCCUUUGUCACUAACCGCCGCCAUAGUGUCGAGGCCGAAAAGGUCUGGCUUUGGAAGUCUGACGAGGAAACACAGCUGUACUAUGACACCCACGAAAUCGUGCGCUUCAUGGUUCUCGAGGAGAGGUGGUACACCCAGCCACCAACAAAACCAAAGGAGUCCACUGAUUCCGAUGCGCCAACAAAAACCACCUACCAGGCCCCAUAUUCCAUAAUUGGGACAAUGGCCGCCCCUGGUCUUGGCAUCACCUUGUGGUGGGAGUGA
Molecule: messenger RNA, 468 nt
Organism: Podospora anserina S mat+
Lineage: Eukaryota; Fungi; Ascomycota; Sordariomycetes; Sordariales; Podosporaceae
Exons: 3
Coding region: 1-468 (155 amino acids)
Biological process (GO): transcription initiation at RNA polymerase III promoter; DNA-templated transcription
Cellular component (GO): RNA polymerase III complex
Source: RefSeq, a predicted model, not a curated record